Molecule: messenger RNA, 4301 nt
Organism: Syngnathoides biaculeatus (alligator pipefish)
Lineage: Eukaryota; Metazoa; Chordata; Actinopteri; Syngnathiformes; Syngnathidae
Product: extracellular calcium-sensing receptor-like
Exons: 10
Coding region: 539-3259 (906 amino acids)
Biological process (GO): G protein-coupled receptor signaling pathway
Cellular component (GO): membrane
Molecular function (GO): G protein-coupled receptor activity
Source: RefSeq, a predicted model, not a curated record
CCAAUGAGACGGUUGAUGGAUGUAGUGAGGGAAGACAUGAGUGCAGUUGGUGUUUGAAAGGAAGAUGCAGGAGAUAGGUUUAGAUAAAAUAAAAUAUGACACGUUGUGGCAACCCCUAACAGGACAAGCUGAAAGGGGAACCAAAAAAAGUCUUAAAAGUCUUGGAGUCCUUUCCACUUUGCAUGCACCCAUACAAUCCUUUGAUUCAGGUGUGAGUGUGUGUGUGUGUGUGUGCCUGUGUGUGUGUUUGUGUCUGUGUAUGUAUCUGUCGCUCCAUAUAACUGAAGGUUGACUUAGGCCUGCUCAGGCGUGACAUGGUGACAUGACACCACUAAUUUCUCAUCUCCGUUUGGGCUAAACCGCCUCCUUGUUAUGGUUGUUAUUUUCGUGGAAACAUAGUUUCCUUUUCCAUUGAUUCACUGGCCCAGGAGAAAUCAGUUCAAUUUGACAGCGAUACUAUGUGACAGGGGGCACACACAAUGUAUAUUUGAGGAUAUAAAGGCUUGUGGCUUGUUUGUGGAGUGCUUACUCUGCUGCAAUGAGGCACUGCGGAAGGUUUCCACUAAGGAGAACAUUUAGAACAUUUGUUUUUAAGACUUUUCUGAAAAACAUGUUUCAGGUUUGGGUUGAGCCUCGCAGGUCGUGGCAUAGGACAGAAGUGGCGAUCUUGAGCAUCCUGUGGGUGGCGAUGUUGUUCCCCCACAAAUCUCACGAAGACGAGAAGCCCUUUUGUGACGUCAUCCCAGGUUCUAUAAACCUGCCAGUGCUGGAAAAAAGGGGAGACAUCAUCUUGGGGGGGCUUUUCUCCCUUCACGAUAUGGUAGUGGAGCCAAAUCUGACGUAUAUAUCCAGGCCCCCGCCAACUAAAUGCAGCAGAUUUAACUUCCGUACAUUCCGCUGGAUGCAGACCAUGAUUUUUGCUAUUGAGGAGAUCAACAAGGAGGGCAAACUGCUUCCCAAUGUCAGUCUGGGCUAUAAGAUCUAUGACUCUUGCAGUACCCCCCACCAGGCUCUCAAGGCUGCCAUGGAGGUGAUGGGCAGUGACAAGGCUUCCAUGGCGGGAGGGGGGCUUCAGAGUCAUAGCAUCUGCAACUGGGCUGUACCGGCCAUCAUAGGGGACGGAGGCUCCACCCAGUCUCUGGUCGUGGCACGCUUCUUAGGGGUCCUCCACAUACCACAGGUGAGUUACUUCUCGAGCUGUGCUUGUCUGAGUGACAAAAAGGAGUUUCCUGCUUUCUUAAGGACCAUGCCCAGUGACUUCUUCCAGGUGGACGCGCUUAUACAGCUGGUCAAACAUUUCGGCUGGACAUGGGUGGGUGUGAUUGCAGGGGAUGAUGCAUACGGCCGGGGAGGUGCAAACAUCUUUGCUAAUGAAGUUAGAAAAUUAGGUGCAUGUGUGGCCCUCCAUGAGAUCAUUCCCAAGCACCGAGCACAGAAGGCGAUCUCAUCCAUCAUUUCCCUAAUCCGCUCCUCGGGGGCACGUGUCAUCCUGGUGUUUGCCUUGGAACAGGACGCAGCGGCGCUCUUCGAUGAAGCUCUCAGGGAGGGGCUCAACGGGAUACAGUGGCUGGCCAGUGAGGCCUGGAGCACAGCGGCUGUUCUGUCCACGCCCGAAAAGUAUCAGGCCAUCCUGCAGGGCGCCAUGGGCUUCGCCAUCCGUCGAAUGGACAUCCAUGGACUGCGUGACUUCUUGCUCCGCCUGCAUCCAUCAAACCCCGAUGCCAAUGGAGACCCUUUUCUGAUUCCAUUUUGGGAAGAGGUUUUCCAAUGCAGCCUGGGUGAGGGAAGUGACAACCCACCAUGCACUGGAGCAGAAGAUCUGAGCAGUGUGGCAAAUAUCUAUUCAGACGUGUCCCAGCUGAGGAUAUCCUACAAUGUCUAUAAAGCAGUGUAUGCUAUCGUGAAUGCACUGAGGAGCAUGAGAGACUGUGAUGAUGGAAAAGGCCCAUUUGCUCUUCAGGCAUGUCCAGAUGCAGCUACCAUACAGCCAUGGCAGCUGCUUCAUUACAUAAAACAGGUGGAUUACCUCAACUCCUUCGGAGAUGAAAUCACGUUUGACGGGAACGGUGAUCCGGCGGCCAUGUACGACCUGGUCAACUGGCAGCUGAAACAAAGCGGAGGGCUCAAGUUCGUCACCAUCGGAAAGUUUGAUGAGACGGUGGUAAACAGACAGCAGACGCUCCGAAUCCAAAGCCAGGAUAUCGUGUGGCACGGCAACAAGAAACAAGUCCCGCUCUCAGUAUGUAGCAACAUUUGUCCUCCGGGAACCCGCAAGGCGAUCCGACCUAACUUCCCUAUCUGCUGCUAUGAUUGCAUGGUGUGUGCAGCAGGGGAGAUUAGCAAUCAGACUGACGCCAUAGAGUGUGUGCGCUGCCUGCCCGAGUUCUGGUCCAACAGCGAGAGGACCGCCUGCAUCCCUAAACAGGUGGAGUUCCUCUCAUUCAGCGACACCAUGGGAAUUACGCUGAUGGCGAUAGCCCUCAUUGGCUCCUUCUGCACCUGCGUCGUGGCCUUCGUCUUCUCCUACAACAGGACCACCCCAGUGGUCAGGGCCAACAACUCAGGCCUAAGCUUCCUGCUCCUCUUCUCUUUAACCUUGUGCUUCCUGUGCUCGCUCACCUUCAUCGGCCGGCCCUCCCGGUGGUCGUGCAUGCUGCGCCGUACGGCCUUCAGCAUCACCUUCGUGCUCUGCAUCUCGUGUAUCCUGGGGAAGACCAUAGUGGUGCUGAUGGCCUUCAAGGCCUCAUUUCCUGGCAGUCAAGUCAUGAAGUGGUUUGGACCCGCACAGCAAAAAGUCAUCAUUAGUCUUUGCACACUGGUUCAGGUGCUGAUCUGCACCGUGUGGCUCACCGUGGCCCCCCCAACGCCUCUCCAGCUGAUUCCCCGUGAAAGCGCCAUUGUCAUUCUUCUGUGCGACGAGGGCUCGCCGGUGGCCUUCGGUUUGGUUCUGGGCUACAUCGGUUUGCUGGCCUCCCUCUGCCUCCUGCUGGCAUUCCUGGCCCGGAAGCUUCCAGACAAUUUUAACGAGGCGCGUCUCAUCACGUUCAGCAUGCUCAUCUUCUGUGCCGUGUGGGUGGCCUUUGUUCCGGCGUACAUCAGCUCCCCAGGAAAGUACUCCACAGUCACCGAGGUAUUUGCCAUCCUCGCCUCCAGCUAUGGCCUGCUGGGCUGCAUUUUUGCACCAAAGUGCUACUUAAUUCUCUUUCGGCCCAAAAAGAACACCAGGAAACACAUCAUGUCCAGAAUGGACAAGUUUUAGGAACUAUUUUGCUCAUGUUAUAAGAGGCGUUGACAGCCAGCAUUGCCUUCUUUGAAGGCCUAUGAGUGUCAGAAGCCCUCAACAACUUUUACAACUUAAGUUCUAAUUUUGGGGCCUUAAAAUUGUAGUCAAUUGUUUUCAUUUCAAUGCCUCUGCACUUGUUAAUUUUUUUUUCUGCCUUAGUUUUGGCCUUAGCCUUGAAAAUCAGUAGUGCUGGCCUCUGUAACUACAGUAUAACUACCGUAUAUUAUUAUUAUUAUUUAAACAAGAUUUCAAAUAUAUCUUCACGAUACCAGAGCACUGGCCCCUCGAUAAUGUCAGGUCUGAACAAAACCUAUUACAGCCAAGCUCGAAUAACAAGACACGUCUGUCGUGAUCUGCCCCUCUGAAUACAUUUGAAUAUCAAAAUCAUUUUAUUUCCACAUUUUAUGCUUUUGGUGAUGUGUAGUGGGACACUUGCCUGACUCUGGUGCAGGCAGCAUGGGUUCAGUUCCCACUCAGUGAUGGUGUUAUUUCCCCUCCGACUGACUGGUGACUAAUUUAGGGUGUAGUCCGCUUUUGACCAGCAGUCCCGCAACCCUUGUGUGGAUGAGUGGCUCAAUCAUGGAUGGAUUUUUUUGUCAGGGUUAUUAGAUGAAAAAUUGAUUUUGUAUUUAGCUAGGCGACUGGUAAGAGCAUCUGGCUUAUAGUUCUGAGGACCAGGGUUCAAAUAUCAACCCCGCCUGUGUGGAGUUUGCAUGUUCUUGUUCUUGUUCUUGCAUGUUGUUGUUGGGUUUUCUCCGGGAAUUCCGGUUUCCUUCCACAUCCCCAAAACAUGCACGGUUAAUUGAAGACUCUAAAUUCCCCAUAGGUGAGAUUGUGAGUGCUGGUCGUUUGUUUCUAUGUGCCGUGCAAUUGGGUUUCAACCAGUUAAACAUCCAUCCAUCCAUUCAUCCGUUUUCUUAGCCGCUUAUCGCGGGUAUUGCUGGAGCCUGUUCCAGCUGUGAACGGGCAGAAGGCAGGGUACAUUCUGAACUGGUUGCCAGCCAACCGCAGGGCACAC